Messenger RNA from Diospyros lotus (date-plum), 2280 nucleotides. RefSeq names its product protein OCTOPUS-like. NCBI's taxonomy places the organism in Eukaryota, Viridiplantae, Streptophyta, Magnoliopsida, Ericales, Ebenaceae. Bases 138 to 2093 code for a protein of 651 amino acids. Gene Ontology annotation, cellular component: plasma membrane. The transcript has a single exon. The record is from RefSeq and is a predicted model, not a curated record.
UCUCGCUUUCUUUCUCACACUGUCCGUUGGAACUCAGAGCUCUCAAAAACCUCACUCCCACCUUCACUUUCAAUUCUCUAUUUCCGGAAGGAAUGGUGUAACAUGAGAAGAGUGUGGACUGGAGCUCGCCGCCGGUUAUGAAUCCCGCCGCAGAGCAACCGCCUCAGCCACAGCCUCACCGGUCAUCCUUCAGCUGUGACCGCCAUCCCGCCGAGCAGUUCACCGGGUUCUGCCCGUCAUGCCUCUGCGAGCGACUCAGCACCCUCGACCCCUCCUCCGCUUCCUCCUCCCGCCGCCCCUCCAACGCCACCGCUCCUUCGUCUUCCGCCGCCGCCGCUCUUAAAGCCAUUUUCCGGGUCCCCACCUCCGACGGCAGCAACAACAACAAAGUCAGGAACAAGCCUUCUUCUUCGUUCUUGCCGGAGCUCCGCCGGACGAAGUCGUUCUCCGCCUCCAAAAACGACGUAUUUCCUGGCGUGUUCGAGCCCCAGCGCAAGUCGUGUGACGUUAGGGCUCGGAGCACGCUCUGGUCCCUCUUCAACCUCGACGACGGACGCAAGAACGAUGACCGUCCGGUUGAAGUGGUAGAAUCUCGGAAUCCAGGCCCGGUCUUGGAGUCGAAAGAGGAGGAGGACGAACACGAUGACCACGAAGACAAUGACAAUGGCGUCAGCAUUGUUGACGACGACGACGACGACGAUAGUGAUGAAAUUAGGUUGUCUGAAGAGCCAAAUGUCGUCAAAGAAACGGUUGAAGGGAUCGUCCCGGUGCAGCCUGAGCCGGAGGAGGUGAGGACGAUGAAAGACCACAUAGAUCAUGAUUCGCAGACGAAGAAGAGCUCCGGCAAGGACUUGAAGGAAAUCGCCGGCAGUUUCUGGUCCGCAGCGUCGGUUUUCGGGAAGAAAUGGCAGAACUGGAGGCAAAAGCAGAAGCUGAAGAAGCAAAAUGCCGGCGGCGACUCGGCUGCAUUGCCGGCGGAGAAGCCGAUUUCGAAGCAGUACCACCGGGAUACACAGUCUGAAAUUGCCGACUACGGCUUCGGCCGGCGGUCCUGCGAUACCGACCCGAGGUUCUCGCUUGAUGCCGGCCGGAUUUCGUUCGACGAUCCUCGUUACUCCUUCGACGAACCUAGAGCCUCCUGGGACGGGUACGUGAUCUGCCGGACUUUCCCCCGGCUUCCGCCGAUGCUCUCGGUGGUGGAGGAUGCUCCGGUGGUGCACGUUUCAAGGUCGGACACUCAAAUUCCGGUUGAAGAGCCGAUGAAUUGCAUCACUGCGAAUGAAAUAGUCCCCGGUGGCUCAGCUCAAACUAGGGAUUACUACACCGAUACCUCCUCCCGGCGGAGGAAGAGCCUGGACAGGUCGAACUCUAUCCGAAAGACGGCAGCCGCAGUGGUGGCCGAGAUUGAUGAAAUGAAGGCGGCUUCAAACGCGAAAGUCUCACCAGCCACCCUUGAUUACCUUCAAGGGACUAAAUCUUUAGUGAAUGAUAAAGACUUGAAGGAUUCAAAUUCAUUAAGGGAUGACUGUUCUGAGACUUUUGAAUUAGGUUUUAGGGACAAUGCUUCUGUGAUUGGGAAUGGAGAGCAAAAGGGUUCCAAGAAGUCCCGGAGAUGGAACAAGGCCUGGAACAUUUGGGGCUUGUUGCACCGGCGAAGUGGUGGGAGCAAGGAGGAAGACGAAGAGAGGUACAGCCGUGGAAAUGGGGUCGAGCGAUCCUACUCAGAGUCCUGGCAAGAGCUGAGGAGGGAAGGCAAUGGUGAAGUGAGAGGGGUAAAUGCAAUCAACAGAAACAUGUUCAGGAGUAACAGCAGUGUGAGCUGGAGGAAUUCAAGCAGUAUGGGUGGUUCUUUUGGAAGCGCAAGAAAGAGUGUUGAGACUAACGACAAUGGUAAAAAGAAGAGAGAGUUUGUUCUGGAGCGCAACCGGAGUGCCAGGUACUCGCCAAACAACAUUGACAAUGGCCUGUUGAGGUUCUACCUGACACCGAUGAGGAACAGCAGUCGAAGAGGAGGAGGAGGAGGAGGAGGAUUGGGAAAGAGCAAGCCGACUAACUCGCAUUCAAUUGCGAGGAGUGUGCUGCGGCUGUACUGAGCCUCCAAGGUCUUAUUGUGUUCUUUGGUUUAAGCUUAAUUUUGUUGCAUUUGUUGUCUACGCACACAUGCCUGUGUAUUAUUGAUGGUUGGCUAGACAAGGGGUCUUUACUUGGGUCUUAAUAACAGAUACAAUUAUGUGUUCCUUUUCAUCUCUCAUCAUUAAUGCAUUUGAAUUCCUUUUUGCC